This is a messenger RNA of Marasmius oreades (fairy-ring Marasmius), 699 nucleotides long. RefSeq lists its product as uncharacterized. Bases 1 to 699 code for a protein of 232 amino acids. NCBI's taxonomy places the organism in Eukaryota, Fungi, Basidiomycota, Agaricomycetes, Agaricales, Marasmiaceae. The transcript has 2 exons. The record is from RefSeq and is a predicted model, not a curated record.
AUGGUAGAGGCGAUGCAAUUGCAACUUGCUGUGUCCCAAAACCUGUCUGCUGCCUUGAAGGACGUGCGUUCGCCGCGCUGUCAUGGUUCACCACCUCUGCUCGCAAUGGAAUCUCAACCCCAGAAAUUUGUCGAUGCCUUGACCAUCAAACUCGGAUCCCUUUCAGAAAAGGCUAUUAGCACCAGUGACCUGCAAAGCAACGGAAUCAGGCCGCUCAUGCUGACACAGCUUCACUCCAAGUUACUACGCGAUGAUGAUGUCCGUGAGGGGGAGGAGGAGAAGAAUAAAAUCUUGGCGGACUGGGGCAUUGAUGUGGAUGGUAAAAUACAGAUACCUAGCUCAAAAACCUUGCAAGAUAUUCUUGCACUCGAAUCAAGACCCAAAGGCUGGGAAGAGCUCAACUACGAGCAUGCUAUCUGGCUGCAAAGCAAGAUGGAGAACUCAGCCAACCCCAUUUUUUCUCUUCUGACUUUCGUCAAUUAUUAUGAUGUAGCAUCUGCCAUGUGCAUGAACUUCCAAGACAUUCUCCCACCACGCCUACUUGAACUCUUGUGGCACAUUUCUCUCGACGACGAAUGGAUUCACUGGCCUAACGAACUCCAGGCUCGCCGCAUACUGAAUGAUAUUGUUUAUGAUAAUGCUCUGUUCUCCACAGUGUUGCUCAGGACACUGUCGGACACUAGCCGUCACCACGUGUAG